AUGAAGGUCCUAUUCUUGAUUGGGCAUAUUCUGUUGGCUAUGGUGUGCUUGUCCACCGCUGAACUGGACUGGGCAAAAUGGCCUUGCGAGAAGCAAAAUGAAAGAUCAGCCGAGCUGAAACAGCAGCCACUCAGACAGCCCCCUAUCCAAAAUGUCUACACCCGAUACACACGCCAACUCUAUGUUCCCGUCUUUUAUCCACCAAAGACUUCCAUCCAGUAUCCAUAUUUCUCUAAGCUCGCCUGGCAGAGACCAUAUUCUGCCUACAUACCACUGCUGUCCACUAUCCACCCUUGGGCUCUGGUUCCUAGCAACCCACAGCCUUCCUUCCCUUUGAACCCCCCCCAAUAUGCCCAGGUUCCACCCCCAUCAAGUCCUACCAGCAGCCCCACAGCUCCCGCUGAGACUACAACCAUUCCCAUCACUGAUACCGCAGCUGCCACAGUCGCCCCAGAGGCCACUCCUAAACUGGUGACCACGGAGGAGAGCACAACCGCGACGAUCCCAACGUCCCCAGCCCCUGCACAGCAACCAUAAGAAGUGCUCUAUGAAGCCGAGGUCCUGCUGUGUCUAGUGAAAUGAAGCUCUCGCAAGGACUCUGCUGCCCUGCCCUCAGCGACAGCAUGCGAUUUUCAGGAGAUAGAGUCGCUCUGUUCCCUCAAGCUUUCCA
This is a messenger RNA of Gracilinanus agilis (Agile Gracile Mouse Opossum), 670 nucleotides long. RefSeq names its product platelet glycoprotein Ib alpha chain-like. Gene Ontology annotation, biological process: protein stabilization; lactation. The transcript is spliced from 4 exons. NCBI's taxonomy places the organism in Eukaryota, Metazoa, Chordata, Mammalia, Didelphimorphia, Didelphidae. The record is from RefSeq and is a predicted model, not a curated record. The coding region runs from base 1 to 537 and encodes 178 amino acids. Gene Ontology annotation, cellular component: extracellular region.